Messenger RNA from Musa acuminata AAA Group (dessert banana), 1814 nucleotides. RefSeq lists its product as uncharacterized. The transcript has 3 exons. The record is from RefSeq and is a predicted model, not a curated record. Lineage: Eukaryota; Viridiplantae; Streptophyta; Magnoliopsida; Zingiberales; Musaceae. Bases 598 to 1401 code for a protein of 267 amino acids.
UUAAAAGAAGAGAAUUUUGAUUAUCGUGGGGUCUUAAAGUUAAUAGCUAAGAUAGGGUCGCUUUGCUGUGUGGCCGCAAGGCCACAUGGGUCUAGCACCACCAGUAGGGAAUGGUCUGUGGGUCGCAAUGAACCAUUUUGGCUGACAAACUCGAGCAUCUCACCACCCUUGUCGACGAGAUGGGAUUAUCGUUUCCAUUCUGAAGGGCUCUCGUUUGGCUCUCAAGGAGAUGGUGGAGUUGCACGUUAUGUAUCAUCUCGUUCAUCAAAUAGUAAAAGUAGCAGGAGCUGGGGGAGGGGUGAUUCUCCUGGCAAUCAUCAAUUUUCUGCCUCUGAUGGUGCAAUUUCGUAUAUCAGUAGCCCUUCUGAUAGCUUCCAAAAUCAUCAAUUGACACCAGCACCCACACAAGGGGCUAAUGUUGAAGAGUUUGUUGGAGAUCCAGCGUCUGGACCUCUGAUCUCAUCAUUGGUGGAGGGAACUCUAGGAUUCUCAUCUUUUAAUGGUUCCAUUUCUUCCCGUUCAGAUGGCAGUGAAUAUGAUCCUAUAUCAAAAUCCCACAGUUCUGCCCGCCGCAGCUUCUCAAAUCAUCGGUUUUUCAUGUCAAAGCCCAUUCAUCCUGUAUCAUUCCCUGACCACAUUACUGGAAUUGAAGAACAAAAUCAUACUGUUGGUUCUACAAUCUCCAGCAGCAGUCUACAUUCUGAUCAUAGGUCCACCAGACCGCUGCCAGAGCUUCAUUCUCUUUGGUUCUCAGAGAUUGGUGCCAACCUUCCAAGGGAAUCAGUGCGUUGGAGUAGCACUGGCAGUAUUGACUUCACAGGCAUCUCUGAACAAUUGGAACCUGAGGUGGGUUAUCCAUAUAAUGCUGUGCCUGAGGUUUCCAAAUGUGGACUUUGUGAGAGGUUAUUGUCUCAAAGAUCACCAUGGGGUUCUCGCCGGAUUGUUCGUAGCGGAGAUAUGCCAGUAGUUAGUGUCCUGUCAUGUGGGCAUGUGUAUCAUGCUGAAUGCUUAGAGCAGGUCACACCUAAGACGUACAAACAUGAUCCGCCUUGCCCGCUUUGCAUGAAGCCAGACAAGAAUGUUCCAGACCAGUGGGCAGUUUGCCUGGCGAGAAAUAGAAUUCCAAGGUUAAGAUCACCAAGGGGAGAAGGGCCUUCGAGUAUGUGGAGCUGCACACAGGUGGGAGAUUGUGUAGAAGGGGCUUUACACACGCCAAACCAGAGUAAGAUGAUUUUGUCGAGUCGGAACCGUCUCAAGAGGCAGCUGUCAUUGAAGGGAAAUUCGGCCAAGGAACGAGCAGAGAAUUUGAAGAAAAGUGGGCUCUGUCCAUCCAAUGGUUUUCAAGGAGGAAUACGAGUGGGUCAAGGAACAUCUUGGUGCUCCUCGUCAUCAGACAUCUAGCCAUGUCUAACAAGAUGGUGCAGCCGUGUCACAAGUAGGAACAUAAAAGCCAUGCUUCCCCAAGUAGUCAAUCCAUGAACAAAAUGUGAACCGGUUUGUCUGACUGGCAGUUGUGGUCGCUUCUUUUGUGUCAUGGUUUCGCAGUUAUUGUGAAGUUUGAGUGCCCCGGGUGAUUUUUUUGUAAAAGCUUUAAAUAGGGCAUGGGAAUGUGCUUCCAUUUUCAGGUUUUUCAGUGUUGGUGAUGCCCUAAAACUUUAACAUGUCAUUCUGGAAGUGUAUUGGCUUCAAAUCAUUAACUCAUGGGUAGGUUUCCUCGGGCAUUCCCAGUCUUGUAUCUGAAGCAAGUUUGUUACCCUUGCUUUUAUCUUGGUAUGUAUGCCACUUGCACCUAAUAUAAUAUUCUUAGAAACUUA